AUGGCACACGACAAAAGUCCUACGCAGUCAAACGAAGAUGACAAGCAUAAUGAUCAUUCCGAUAAAACAGUCAUACCUAAUAGUCUACAUGAAACGGUUGAGGAGACUUCAGGCGGUCCUGACAACACUUCAAUAGCUUCAUCAGAAUCGCAACAAAGUGACCUACAUUAUCUGCAUCAAGUAAAACCAUUAAACCCUUCAGAGUCACCCAUUUAUCCUGCCGAUUCGCCGUAUACUGCAUUUCCACCCCACAUUCAUCGCAAAGAGUCACGUCACAGCUCAAGACAUGAACAAGAAGCACCACCCAACACUAUACUUGGGCCAUUAGGCGAUUUAGAAAGAAGUGUAUCGUCGCUUGGGGAUUUGGAAAGACAACAAUCACAAAUGACAAGACAACAAUCGACUGUAACCUCUGCAUCGAAAAAGUCGUUGAAAGUACCCAUGAAAGAAAAACGAGGAUUAUUGGCACAAAUAGUAGUAGUGCCUGAGUACCGUGAUGCACGUGAUUAUCCCCAAAAGAUCAAGUAUCUCAUUGUUACUAUUAUUGCGUUGGCAUCAAUCACUGGACCAAUGGGAACUUCAAUCAUGUUGCCAGCAAUAGAUGACAUUGUCGAUAAACUACACACAACAAAUUCGGAAGUUAACGUGUCAGUGGGUGUUUACUUACUUUCAUUGGGUAUUUUCCCACUAUGGUGGUCAUCAUUUAGUGAAAGAUUUGGAAGACGCUCAGUUUAUCUUGUUAGUUUUGUUUUCUUUGUUGCUUUCUCCAUUGGAACUGCAUUAUCACCUAAUAUUUCUGGGUUGAUUGUGUUGAGAGUGUUGCAAGGUGGAUCAUCAGCUUCGGUUCAAGCUGUGGGUGCGGGCACUAUUGCUGAUUUGUUCGCACCACACGAGAGAGGAAAAGCGAUGGGAUGGUAUUAUCUUGGCCCAUUAAUGGGCCCCUUCUUGGCUCCAAUAUUGGGUGGUGCUGUGUCCCAGGCAUGGGGAUGGAGAGCCACACAAUGGUUGUUAUUGAUUUUUGCCGCUUGUAAUUUGAUUUCUAUGACUUUCUUUUUGCCAGAAACGCUAAGGAAAGUUGAUAAUUUACAAGCGAUCAAGGCAAUGAUGCAGAAUUCAAAUGAUGAUACGAACGAGGAUGACGAAAAGAGUAAUACUUCGCAAUCAGUUGACGGGGACCAAAACUCAUGUAGCGAUGGUAGCUUGAAUGAACAAAAGCGUAAACAAAAAGAAGAAGGAGGAGAAGAAGAAGAAGAACAACCCCGCGGAAUAAGUGAUACCGAAUUACAACGAAUUGCCACUAAUUUAAGCAGACGGUCGGCAGCAGGUUCUAUCAACUCACAUUUUGAAGGCGAAGAUGAUGAUGGUCCGGUGGUGGAUCCAGUGAUGCCGACGCUAUCACGGUUGACUACAAAUAGGUCAACCUACUCGCGUCGAUUACAUCAAAACUACAUUUCCGAAGAGGUGCGUCGAUCGGCAUCAAAUUUACCUUCAGAGGCGGCAUCACGAGUCGCAUCUAGCAAUUCCUUGGCUGAUGCACCACCACACAACAAAUGGGCUAGUUUCAAGAUCAACUCAUAUGACUUAUUCAUUCGCCCCUUGCAUUCAACAAUCUUGCUUAAACACCCACCGGUUAUACUAGUCAUUUUGUUUUCCGGUAUCUCAUUUGCCCUUAUUUAUUUUUUCAACUUGUCCAUCUCCUACGAAUAUGCCAAGGCACCGUACAAUUUUUCGCAAAUUAUUGUCGGUUUGAUGUAUAUCCCCAACUCCGUUACAUAUUUUGCUGCUUCCAUGAUUGGAGGCCGUUGGAAUGAUUACUUGUUGAACAAAUAUGCUGAAAAACAUGGUGAAUUGGUUCCUGAGUCGCGUAUUUCUUGGAAUAUCGUCCUUGCUGUUAUACUUUACCCCAUAUCGUGUUUUAUAUUUGGAUGGACUAUCAAGUAUGGUGAGUUUUGGCUUGUACCUUUGAUUGGAACCGCAAUUUGUGGGUUUGCCUCGAUGUUGGUUAUUGGUGCAACUGUUACUUAUCUUGUUGAUACACUACCAGGAAAGGGAGCUACUGGUGUCGCAUUGAAUAAUUUAAUCAGACAGAUUUUGGCGGCAAUUGCAACUUUUAUAGUUGAGCCAUUGUUGAGAGCAAUUGGGCCGGGUGUUUUGUUUAGUAUAUUGGCGGGCAUCUUGAUUGUGGCGUCAUUGAUUUUGGUGUAUUUGAAGAGAAGGGGUGCCUAUUUUAGAGAGCAUUAUGACUUGAUGCUCCUUUACGAUAAAUUAUAG
Messenger RNA from Lodderomyces margitis, 2271 nucleotides. It is a transcript of the gene QDR3, whose product is annotated as Qdr3p. Gene Ontology annotation, biological process: intracellular polyamine homeostasis; transmembrane transport. The record is from RefSeq and is a predicted model, not a curated record. The coding region runs from base 1 to 2271 and encodes 756 amino acids. Gene Ontology annotation, molecular function: polyamine transmembrane transporter activity. Lineage: Eukaryota; Fungi; Ascomycota; Pichiomycetes; Serinales; Debaryomycetaceae. The transcript has a single exon.